Messenger RNA from Paramecium octaurelia, 1023 nucleotides. NCBI's taxonomy places the organism in Eukaryota, Ciliophora, Oligohymenophorea, Peniculida, Parameciidae. The record is from the annotation of a GenBank genome assembly.
AUGCAAUAUUAAGACUCACGAAGAGUGAUUAAUCCUAUUUAUUAAGAUUAACCAAAAUAAGUAAGGCCUAGAUCUAUUUCAAAUACUACAAAGUUGUUGGCUUGGGACACUCAACAAUUUAAUUCCAAGACCGAUAUCACAAUAAAUUGCUAAACUACUAGUAAUGAAGUAAAACAUGCUAAAAAAAAUUAAAGGAAUGCUUCCUCUAUUUUAGGUGGAGAUAACUUUGCUAAAGUCAUAAAUUCAAGACCAUACUACGAUUUUAAUGAAAUUAUCAAAAAUUAACAUGUAGCGUAAACUACUAAAGAAAAAAUAAUUAAUCCCAAUAAAUUGACGUUACAAGAUGAUAAUUAGGUGCUCUCAUCAAAAGAAUCAAAAUCUUAGGAAAGGCAAUCUACCAAAUAGAUAAAUUUCUCAAAAGGAGAAAAGGAAAACUAUUCAAUACAUUAAUAAGAAUUGAUACGAUUAAACAAAACAGAGAAUGUUAAAUCCAGAUCUAAAGGCUAAAAUGAUGAAAGUAAACAACACAUUUCUGAAUUGAAAAGACGCAUGAUGAAUUACCCUUAAAAAUCAUAGAGUCCAUCUCAACACACUAAUAAUCCAAAAUCAUGUAUUUAAAUGGAAGACAACAAUAUAACCAUUAUUUCAAUGAAUUUGAAAGAUAUAAAGGAUGAUGUAUAAGCACAAGAGAUAAAAUAGUUGUGUCAGAAUAUAGGCUAUCAUAUGGUCAAAUUUGAAAAAGAAUAUGAUAAAAUAAAUCAAAAAUAAAAUGGAUUUGGUUCAAUAUAAAUUAGAGGUAUUAAUACAGAUUAAAAGCUGGCUACCUUUUAAAGAUCAUUAAGUAGAAAAGGUAUAAAUAUUGGAGAAUAAAAUCAAAAGCUUAGGGAUUUUGUCUCUAAUAAAUAUCUUCUCAAAAGUAAGGAGCAUUCUCAGGCAAAUAAUUAAUCAUCCCAAAAUCAGGAAGAAAAACUUUUAAAUAAUUAUAAAAAGUUCCAAAGUCGAUAAAAAGGGCUAUUUGUGUGA